CGUGCGCGGGGCGGCAUGGCGGCGGCUUCUCCUCCUCCUCCUCCUCCUCCCCAGGGCGGGGACCCCCGGGACCUGCAGCAGAACCGCCGCUUCCUCGACUUCUUCUGGGACGUGGCCAGUCCGCACAGCGAUCUGCGUCUGCGGGCCACCGAUGGCCUGCUCGCCUACCUAAGGGAACGGACACAGAGCGACGAACUGAAGUAUACCCUGAAGCGGCUCAUCAAUGGACUGGCGGCUACCCGGGAGGCCGCCCGGCCCGGCUUCAGCCUGGCGCUCGGACAGGUGCUGCAGUGCUUUGAGGAGGUCCCGCUGUCCAGCGUCUUGGACCAGAUCCAAGAGCAGCACGACCUCAGUAGGGUGAAGAAGAAGCUGCUACGGAGAGCUGCUUUCGGCAACUUCUUCGGGGUCCUGGCGCUGUUCCAGUCGGGGCGGCUGGUGAAGGACCACAGGGCCCUGGUGACCUGCGUCCAGCUCCUGCAGCGUCUGGACCAGCAGCGCAGCCACCUGCAGGACCAACCCAGGAAGGCGCUGGUCGACAUCCUCUCCGAGGUCCCGGAGGCGGUGUUUGAGAGCGUCCUGCUGGACGUCCUGCGGACGGACCUGACGUCGGCCCUGAACUCCCCCGAGCAGCUGCAUCUCCUGCUGGUCGGCCUGCAGCGCUUCCCCGGCGUCCUGCAGCCCAAGAAGCUCCAGAAGCUAUUGGGCUCUUCCAGCAUCUUCACCAAGGAAAACAUCCCCAGGCUGCUGGAGCUGUUGAAGAUAGCGGCCAAGUCGGUGAAGAAGGAGAAGACGCUCCCCGCCAUGGGGCUGGACCUGCUGCGGGUGUCGCUGCAGGAGAAGGCGUUCGAGCUCUUCUGGAGGGAAGUGGUGGAGAACGGCCUUCUCCAGGACCAGGCGGGACCCAGCAGCUACAUGUGCUACCGCCUGUUGGGCAGCGCCCUGCCCCUGCUGUCCCUGGCCCAGCUGCGCCUGGUCCUCCGCAGUCCCGUCUUACGGCACUACGGCAACCACGUGGUCUCCGCUCAGCUCCCGGACCGCUUCAAGUUCGCCCCGGAGAUGGAGGCCUACGUGGGCGCCUUUCUGGAGGGCUGCGCUGACCCAGACCGGCAGCUGACCGUGCUGACCGGCUUCUCCAUGCUGACCAACCGGGCCUACCCGGUGGUGCCCAGCCUCUGGAGGGUGGUCCGGCACCUGCGGCCGGAAGCCCUGCGCCGCUACGUGGCCUGGCUGCAGGACAUGUUCCUCAGCCCCGACCUGGACAGCUGCCUGGACUUCACCACCGACCGGCAGAAGAAGAACCAGGAGAACGAGCUGUCGGGGCAGCACAGCGUCUUCCGGCUGAGGAAGUGGCUCAUCCCACGGCUGGUCAGCCUGGUCGAGUACCCGCAGCUGAUGGAGGAGGCCGACGUGAUGGGCAUCGCCAGGUUCUGCUUCUUCCAUGCCUUCUUUGAGACGAAGAAGCCCACCGCAGACAUCCCCGAGACAGAGCGGCAGCUGUCCGUCCCGCUGGACGAACAGACCCGGGAGGUCAUCGCUAACUCCUUCUUCAGCCUGCUGCAGAACCUCAACAACCUGCUGGUGGUGGGGGACUCGGCCGAGGCCGUGCGCCUGCGGGAGAAGCACGUGCAGGGCGUCACCUUGGAUGGCCGCCUCUGGAUCCAAUGCCUCGUGCAGUUUGCCGACUUCCUGCUCUCCCACGGGAGGAACGUGAAGGCGGUGAGGCCCUUCACUGCGGACCAAAAAGAGGCCUGGGACCGGAUGCUGAAGUCGGCGGGCGAGCUGCAGAAGCAAGACGAUGAGGCUUGGGGGGCGGAGAGCUCCGCCUUCCAGCUGCUGCUGCUCCUCGUGGGCAUCCACCUGUUCAAGAGUCCCCUGGAGUGCGUCGAGCUGCUGGGCGACCUUCACGGUUGCAUCGAGAAAGCCUUGGACAAGAAGACCAAAAAGGCCCAGGCGGGCACCAAGGGCGCAGCGGCAGAGCCCGGCUGGGUGGACGUGGUGGUGGAGAUCCUGCUGUCGCUGCUGGCCCAGCCCAGCCGCCUGAUGCGCCAGGUCGCCCGCAGCGUCUUCGCCCGCAUCUGCCCUCACCUUUCUCGCUCGGCCCUGCAGCUCAUCCUGGACGUCCUCGACCCCGACCAGAACCAGGACGGCGAGGAAGGCCCUGUGGUGGUCACGGAGGAGAGCAGCGAGAAAGCAGCCGUGGCCAAGAAGGACCGGCACGAGGCAGGGUCCGACUCAUCCGACGACGACAGCUCGGGGACGGAGAGCGAGGACGAGGCCCGGGAUGCCGACGUGGACGAGGACUUCCGGAAGCAGCUGAUGAACGUGUUGCACGCCGGAAAGAUGCCGGAUGGGGACGGCAGUGACGAGGAGCUCAGUGACCAGGCCAUGAUGGCCCUGGACAAGAACCUCUCCAGCCUCUUCGCCGAGCAGAAGCUGCGGGCCCAGGCGAAGAAGGAUGAGAAGGACAAGAUCCGGAAGGAGAAGAACCUGCGGAGGGAUUUCAAGAUCAAGGUUCUGGACCUGGUGGAGGUGGUCCUGGUUAAGCAGGCCGACAACCCCCUGGUGCUGGAGCUGAUCGAGCCGCUCCUCACCGUGAUCGAGCGCAGCAUGAGCUCGGACGCGGGCAAGCAGGAGCAGGAGUUCCUGCGCAAGACGGCCUACAUCUUCACGAACCAGCUGUGCAGGGCCAAGCAGUACUGCCGCAGCGUGGGCGCCCGGCACGGAGAGCUGCAUGAGCUGCUGCGGCGACUGGUGCUGCGAGCCUGCCGGCAGUCCGACUCCUCCGUCGCCCUCUACUGCUUCAACGCCUCCCUGUACCUGCUCCGCGUCCUCAAGGGCAACGUCAGUGACCAGCCCCCCGCCGCCACGCCGGCCAAGACCGAGAAGGCAAAGAAGGCCGCCCAGGUGGAGGAGGCUCUCAGCAUGGGCUGCCUGGACCUGCCCAAAGUGACCGAGCUGUACAGGAUGGCGCUGAACCUCUUCCUGACCAAGCGCCACAGCCCCCUCACCAUGCCCAUGUUUGCCGACCUGUUCGGCCGCCACCCGCUUGUGUGCAAGCGGCUGCUGACCACGGUGACCUCGUGCAUCACGGACGGAGCCCGGCAACACCAACAAGGCCAGGCCUGCGUGCUGCUCCACAAGGCCCUGCAGAACCGCGAGCUCAAGCUGUCCAUGACCGCCGCGGAGUGGGAGGAACUGCUGCGGGAGGGCGUCGGCCAAGUCACCCAGAGCCUGAAGAACGAGAGUGAGUCGGAGGUGAAAGUCGACCAGCAGAAGGAGAUCAACCGUCUGGAGCUGAUCGCCUUCCUCAUUAAGGCAGUGAAGAAGGAGGCAUCGGCCAUCGGCCUGGAGGAGACCCUGGCGGCCCUGCGGGCCCUUCAGCAGAGCGGAAGUUUGGGCAACUCCAUCCGCCUCAAUGACCUCUUCUGGCAGGCCAUGAAGCUCCUGGGAGUUCAGCGCCCCAAGAAGGAGAAAACGUGCCCCGCCCCAGCCAAGGAUCCCCCCGCCGCCGGCAGCGCCAAGCAGAGGAAGAAAGGCUUCCUGCCAGAGACGAAGAAACGCAAGAACCGCAAGAAGGCGGCCGGGGGGGCCGAGGCCCAGGGGGACGGGACUCCGGGUGCCCCUGGGGCUGAGGCGACGGGGCCCGGCUGUGAUGCGGCGGCGGCAGAGCAGCCCCCCACCCCCAGCAAGAAGAAGAAGAAGAAGCGGCAGAAGAAGAAGCCACUGCAGAAUGGUGUGGCCCCGAGCCCGGACGGACCACCGGCGACCGCGCAGCCCCGGGCCCGGCGAGAGAAGCGGCGGAAAAACCAGGCCCAGGCGAACGGAGGCGCGGCUGAGCCGGGGCCCCCCGGGAAGGUCGUCCCGGCCAGCGUGAGCCCAGGGCCCCCGGCCAAGAAGAAGCGGCGGCGGCCGCCAGCGGAGCAGCAGCAGGGGGCUGGACAGUGAGCCGGGGGGGGGAAGAGGGGCUUCUUUGUAAGGGAAAGAUCUAUUUUUGGUUUUGCACCAAAAUGGUAAUAAAGUCACUGAUGGUGUCCACAGA
Molecule: messenger RNA, 4039 nt
Organism: Ornithorhynchus anatinus (platypus)
Lineage: Eukaryota; Metazoa; Chordata; Mammalia; Monotremata; Ornithorhynchidae
Gene: MYBBP1A
Product: MYB binding protein 1a
Exons: 27
Coding region: 16-3945 (1309 amino acids)
Biological process (GO): regulation of DNA-templated transcription
Cellular component (GO): nucleolus
Molecular function (GO): sequence-specific DNA binding; RNA binding; transcription factor binding
Source: RefSeq, a predicted model, not a curated record